This is a messenger RNA of Kuraishia capsulata CBS 1993, 1047 nucleotides long. RefSeq lists its product as uncharacterized. Gene Ontology annotation, biological process: lipid metabolic process. NCBI's taxonomy places the organism in Eukaryota, Fungi, Ascomycota, Pichiomycetes, Pichiales, Pichiaceae. Bases 1 to 1047 code for a protein of 348 amino acids. The record is from RefSeq and is a predicted model, not a curated record. The transcript has a single exon.
AUGGGCCUUCUAUUCAAGCUGAUGGUGCUGCUUCGUGUGGGUCUGGGGCUAGCCAUAUCCAUUGAGAUGUACGACUUCCUCGACCACCAGGCCUCUCUAGCACAAAUUGCAUAUUGCAUCAAUGGGAAAGGCGGACUGAGAAGAGGACCCGAUUCAGAGCUCAUUUUCCCCUCGCAAUUGGACACAUCUGUUGAUGCUAACGAGACCCUUGGGGAACAGCGAAGAUACACCCUGGAGACAAUCAUUGACCCAGGCUCCGGGUACGUCCUGGUGGACCAUCUUUGCUGCACAAUCCACCUUGUUUUCAGAGGCUCCAAGACCCAAGAUGAUUGGCUAUCGGACGCAAGUUUCUUGCCAUCGAAAUUCGAACCCAUUGUUCUGAAAGAAUCCGCUUGGAAAGAGGUCUGGGGCUAUCCGUUGGCCUCAGCAGCAGUAGGGCUAAUGAGUCCCUCACAAGCCCUCGCGAAAUGGUCCGAGGUGUUUGAAGAAGGGUUUUGGGUUCAUACUGGAUUUUUUGCGACUGUUGAGCGGAUACUACCGGUUGUUUUGGGAGCUGUGGUUAAAGCACAAGUAAACAACCACGGCUACACGGUCGAAGUGACGGGUCAUUCGAUGGGUGGCGCAGUCGCCCUUCUCUGUGCAAUUGAGUUUGAUCUGGUGGGCAUGCAAGUGGGCGUCACCACGUUUUCGGCGCCGAGAACGUUUUCACCCAAACUCGCGCGGUUUGUGGACUCGAGGUUUGUCCACAGAAGAGUAGUUCAUGGGGGCGAUAUUGUGCCAUACGUUCCACCGCGACCAAUAUAUGGACAUAGUGGAACUGAGAUGUAUGUUGCGAAGAAAGGGUUGCCGCAUGCCGCAAGCGAUGUGGCGGUGAGAGGUGGAGGUGGGGAAGCGCAGAACGCGGAAGCGCAGGAUGCAGACAAUGAGGACGAACUAGUGGAAUCCACCGGAAUAGGCGAACAAUUGCUCCAUAGAAUCAAAAAAGCUCUUGGAUCUGCGGAACAUUCCAAUUUGCUGCGACAGUUGAGCCAAUGUGCAAGGUUGUAG